UGUUUGAUUCUAUGUUUACAGUUCAAAAAUGUACUACGUUGGUGGAUAUUUCGUUUGUGAAUAAUUUUUACGAAGAGCGUCCGGCCGAUCGCUUCGUAACCCGUGAGGAGAUUGUGAUCUUUUUGUUGAAGUUGUUCCUGUAUGUCUUUCUUAACAUCAGCCGCGGAACGCUGCGAUUUCGAAAGACAUGACCAACGUUUUCAAUACCACCUCCCGGAAUUUGAUGCCGGGAACUUCCUCGCUUCAAAGAGGAGGUCUGAGUGGUUCAGGGAGCGGGCACAUCACUCCAACGUCAGUUGGUUUUCCAACCUUAUCCAAUUCCCUGUCGGGAUCAACGCAACCGUCAAAUUCUGGGCAGGUUUCUCCGAAUCGCACUCGGGACAUGUUCGCCUCUCGGCAGCGAAGUGGUACCUCAGAACUUUCACGGCUCAAUCUGGCGGGGAGUUUCGGCGCCCUGGGAAGCCAAAGAGGUUCAAUAGGCUCUUCACAUCCGGGCCAGUUGGGAAGUCACGGUCACCAUCAUCAUCAUAAUGCGUUUUCGUCUGAUCCGAUGGGUCCAGCACCCCCAACAUUAGAUCAGUCAGAAUUUCCAUCCCUGAAUUACCGAGCACUGAGUGGGGGAUCAAGUGGAAGUAUAGGAUCUGCCUUCGGUAGUUUGUCAACGAGUUCGUCUUCAAAUCUUCACGGAGACUCAAGUCAAGGGCAAUCUGUCGGCAUCCUUUCGGGUCGGUCUCCGUAUGCGAUGACGAAUUUCCGAAUGAACGUGGGGAUGGGGAAACAAGCCAACUCGGAGCCAGCGGAAUUCACAAUGACGUCGGAAGAUUUUCCUGCUUUGCCCGGUGCUCCUGGGGGAAGUGAAACGAUUGUUGGAGGUUCCUCGGGAACUUCGGAUUCUUCCAAACCGGUCUCAGUCGCGUCUAAUCAAGACAACUCAGUAUCUGGUUAUCAGAGCAUGUCCUCGGUAUCAAGUUUGACGCAGUCAUCGGCAUCGACAUCCGUCAUGGGGUUAGGGAUAAGCUUAACAAAUGGGCCUAGCAAAAAUCAGUCGGCAUCAAGAGCGCCGGGUAUUCAGUGGUUUCCAGAUGGACGAAUGACGAAUAUACCUGAUGGAAUGCUCACGGAUCAGUUCGGAAUCGCUGGCUUGUUAGCGUUCAUUAAAACGGCCGAAGCUGAUCAGAACCAUUUGAUGUUAACUCUCGGAUACGAGCUUACCAACAUGGGUCUCAACUUGAACGCUCAAGAGCCGCUAUAUCCCAGCUUUGGUGGGGCCGUGGUCGACAACCCGGUUCGGCCACAAGAUAUGGACUAUACCGUACCGAGCGAAUAUAGGACCAAUGCCCGCGUUCGGGAUACACUGGCGCCCAUUAAACUCAAUCGAUAUGGGGAGGAUCUGCUUUUUUACAUAUUUUAUAUGAAUCCCUUGGACAUGCUACAGUUGGCAGCUGCGUCGGAACUCUAUAAUCGGGAAUGGCGGUAUCAUAAAGAAGAAAAGGCCUGGAUAACAAGAGUCCCAGGUUCGGUGCCGCAUGAGAAGACUGCGACGUACGAGCGCAGUACUUACUUCUUCUUCGACGUGUCAACGUGGAGAAAAGUUGGUAGAGAAUUCGUGCUGGAGUACGACAAGUUGCAAGAUCGACCGCCGUUGCCGCUUCCGCACGCGCUGAACAACACCGCGGCGCCGGGCCAACAUGCGGGUCCGCCGCAAAUGCUCGCCCACCAACGCUUGCCGCACCCAUCCCAGCAAGUCCCUCCGCAAGCGUCGCAAGCCCAAGCUCCAAACCUCCCAGCUUGACACAAAGCGAAGAUUGUUGUGAGAAUGCGCGUGAUCGUUCGAAGAACCGGAAAAAACUGCGGCGUGACCGCCGAUGGAGUUCUAUCUACUGCCGGAUUGUAUCUUGGUUCAUGUCAAGGCGCCGACUGUUGGUGAUCUAAUUGGGUGACAUCCAUUUUUUUUUUCUCUUGGAUAGCUGUCGUACAUCGUGUCGUGUUACUCGGACGGGACCCCAUCCCGUCCAUUUUCUUCAUGAUUGUGAUUGCAAUGCUGGGGAAUGCAAUCCGCUUUUUCUCUGAAGUCCGGCUGACUCCUUUUUUUUAUUAUUCCGCUGAUUAUGUUCCAAUUCACGCUGGCUCUUGUUAGUUAUCCUGUUCGCUGGUUUCGUUGUUUGAUUGAUACGAUUGAGCUUUACUUCUCUGAAGAAAGUCUCAGUUUACAUGCA
This is a messenger RNA of Notodromas monacha, 2216 nucleotides long. NCBI's taxonomy places the organism in Eukaryota, Metazoa, Arthropoda, Ostracoda, Podocopida, Cyprididae. The record is from the annotation of a GenBank genome assembly.